GCGUUCCUCACUUAGCUAUAGUUGUGUUUCUGUCCUUCUUGAGGCCGCGUGCCCGAUCGAUUACACACCAUCGAUUCAUCGGAUGUUACUCGCGCUUUUCUGAAUGAAAAGUAUGUUUGAACUGUGAGGAGUUUAUCGGCGGUGUCAGUGUUUCAAGUUCAGUUCUAGCGGCGUGUUUGUUUUAGUGUUUCAGUGAGGACUGUUGUUUUCAGUGCUUGUUCACUUGUUUCUCGCGGGAGGUAUCUCAGUGAUGAAUUGACAGAAUGCCCCUUACAGCACUAUCUCGGGAAACGCCGCCGGCGUCACCACCCUUACAGGCCGCAACGUUUGAGGAGGUUCUAGCAAAGGCUGAGCCCGGAGACACUAUUGCUACAACCAAAGAAGAAGAAUGGGUGACUCGUAAAACAAGUGAAGUCACAACGACCCGGCAGAUAGAGACGAGGGUGAAACGUGAAUUAAUAUUAGAAGACGGACGCAUCCUGAGUGAUUCUGGACCGAAGAUAUCUACGUCAGUCAACGAGGACACGCACACCACUAAUUUACAACAGACUGAACAUCGCGUUCCAGAAGGCCAAAAUGAUAAUUCCGCUUCAACAACAGAGAUUGAUGGAGCUAUUGGAGCACCCGCUGAUGAAGUGGACGGACUUCAAACGAUCGUCGGUGAAGUGUCACCUGCUGGAGCAAAAGUCCUGGUUUCGUCGAGCGUUGUUGCUAACCCUGAUGGCAAGGUCAGGGAGAGCCAUGACCUUCGCGUGCUCACGAGGAACAUAACCGAACGAGUGAAAGAGACGGAAGAGCGGAUACACAAAGGGGAUACAACACAUGAGGCACUGAUAGCAGCAGUCAAUGAAACUAAAGAAGAGGACAUCCGAGAUGCUCUGAAGUUGCAGACCGAGCAGCAAUUGGCUCUGGUGCCACGUGGUCCCAUACUCAUUAAGGAUACUGUGGCGUAUAAUACUACAAUCAACACUGAUGACACGAAAGAACUGCGUGCGUUGGGUCCUGAUGGGACGAUUGUGACACAAACAUUUCACACGAAAGAACAAGAAAGAGUCUGCGACGAGGAACUAUCCAAGAACGAGGUGAAGUCACUGGCGAGCGACGCGAGCCUGGUGGAAGAGGUAGGAGGUACAGAACGGCGCAAAAGGGUCGAGCUUGAGAAGAGUACCGACCUCAUGGCGGGAGGACUGCGAGUCUCUCAUACUGUACAUUCAAAAAAUCGCAUUGAAGAAGUUGAAAGAGAAGGGCAACCAAACAUGGAUGACGAUUGGGAUAGUUUGUCAGUGAGAUUGCGACGCCAGCGACGCCUUCGUCACAAUGACCACGACAAGGAUUACAAAAGGCCGGUUGAUUUCGACAUCGAGGAAGAGACCAGAAAAAAGGAAACCUCCAAAUGGCUUGAAAGUCAUUUCGGUAGUGACUCGCGAUCCUCGCACGAUUCCAUUGCCGAAGAGAUAGGUCGACCGCCAGAGCCGUUUUUUAAGAAAAAAACAAUUGAGGACGAGGGCUACUUUGGUAAAUCUUCGACCGGACCACCGCCGCCAGUUUAUGGAGAUCGUGUACUGAGAAAAACGAAAUCGUCGACGCCUUCGGACGAAAGGCCUCAGGCCAACAGGACUACGGGCUAUUUUAAAGGCGUCGCUGAUUGGUCACAAAGAAGAGCCACAAAGCCUAGAAUGCCAGAACCGCGCAGUUCGUCGCCAUCGCCGCCAACUGCUCGCUCGCCAUACGCUAGUAAUGAUCGCUUAAAUGGCUCAUCACCUCGGCACGUGUAUGGAAAACGCGAUUCGCCUCAGGGUCGGUCGUCGCCGAUCGGCCGCCGCCAUCCGCCUUCACGAGACGAUUCCGCCUACGUGUCGUCGUCAACUAUGCACAGUCCCCCACGUGGAUCACCAUUCCGGCCAUUAGAAACUGAUCGGUCAUUCCGAGAGCCGUCGGUGGAAGAGGAUUAUCGCCCGAUCGCCCCAGAGCGUAAGCGUCAACCAAAGCUGCGAGUAUCAGAAGAGCAUCGUUAUGACAGUGGUUACAGAAGUUCCUCCAGAAACGAGAAUUCUGGAAGGUCUCGUGACAGCCGUGAGGAAGGCGCGACUGAGCCUCCACCUGAUUAUUCGCCUCCGCGGGAGAGACGCGAGAGCUCGGAUAGGGACCGCACCCCGCCGCGGCGACGUGAUCGUGACGAGCGCAAACAAAAUCAGAAAACUCGCUUUGCCGACAGCGGGCGACGUCCGUCACCGGCAAGGAAGUCCGUCGGGUCCGCAAUUGGGAAUUCCAUCCGGAAGUUAGUUGGUAAAAUUCGCUCGGCUUCAGCAGAGCGGCGGGGUCGCUGGCGAAGCUCUCGGUCGCCGUCUCCGGAGCACUCGUCGCGGACGUACAAGCAGUACGGUGGCGAGCUGGCGCCCCCCACAGCGCCCCCACACCGCUACUAUCUCGGGGAGGACCCCUUCGCGCCCAGCAUCUACGGCCGCGAGCACAAGUACGAGGGCAGUUCGAAGCGCACCGCCGGACACGACGCCCGUGAACACCGAGACAGGGGGCAGUUUUCGAGUACGCUAGGUCGAUUCAGUCACUCGACUAGUCGAUUGAAUCCGAACAGCGAAACUGAAGAAGAUUACAAGCGCAGUGUUCAGACACUACCGCGGAAACUACACGACCGCAAGGAAAAAGCCACCGAGAAGCCGAGUUCAAACAAAUAUUGGCACCGACUCACACCAAAUAAACGUGCGGCAAGCGCUGCUAACAUCUCCAAUAACGCCAAUGCAACUUUAGACGUUAAAAUAAACGGUUACCCACCAGGACCUGCUAAGCCGGCGCGGACGUACAAAGCUUUGAAUAGAAGCAAGAGCUUUGCUAUGGGAGCACCCGAACAACAGACCCAUCCUCGUUACAUAUCGUCAAUGAACCGAAACUAUUCUACAAUGUACAAGUCUAAUCCCCACCUAAGCAAACUUGACGAAACACCAGAGCAAUUGAAGAGCCCAGGAAUCGUGUCUAUCAUAAAUCGUAGCCAACGAGACCUCGCUGAUGCUGUUUCCCGUGAAACUGAAAGGAGAAGGGAUGGUCUGUUUGGAGCCCGGUAUGGAAAAACUGUACCCCAUACUAAUGGACACACGAAUGGCUAUAGCAAGUCUUUUGAGGACACAGAUAAGAAGAAGAUAUUUUUAAAAGGAUUGAAAGAGCGUGCGCCAGAAUUGUAUCAAACAUUGCAUGCUGAUGAAGAAUCAGACGGCAGUAGACUCUCGUCACGAUAUGGAACUCCUUCGCCGCAUUACAAAGAGCGUCUCUCAGAAGAAAGAAUAACUAAAACACCUUUGUAUAAAACUGAAUCAUUGAAUAGGGAAACGAGCCCUUUCGUGUCGCGGCUGGAUUCAAGAAUGAAAUCUCCGGCCAUCAGACGAGGAAGCAACAGCAGCGAUAAUUACUCUGAAACAUAUAGAUACACUACAAGGUCCGGCGAUCCUGAAAGACCAAGUGUAACGGAUACAGUGGAGAUUGUUAGCAAGAAGGUCGUACCCUCAAGAGACGGACGUACAAAAGAAAUAAUUGAAUCGAGAGAAAUCAAUUCAGUAACAAAAAGUAGGGGCUUUAAACAAGAACCAUUGCCCAGUGUCAAACACGUAGAGAAUGGAAAACGAUCUAACUUUGGAUUUGAAAAACACGGACCGUAUACUGAACGAAAAUCUAGCACAUACAAAGUGUCCGAGAAAUUAAGAGAAUAUUGAAAGCCAUGAGAUGUGAAUAUAUAUGAAUCGGUGACGAAGGAUUUUUUGACAAUAAACAUAUAAAUCAUAAAUGCCAUAUUAUUCAAUUGUAUUGAAUCGAAGUCAAAGCAGACUGAAUCUUGGAAUCACAUUAGAUUUACAAUAUGUAGUGUUAAAUUUUAAUCUAAGUACAUUGUUUAACUAUUAAUUAUAAACGCUUUAUCAUGUAAAAAGACAUAAAGCUUUACUAAAAUUGUAAUAUACGUAUUAAUCGUUCAAUUCCGUCCUCUUAAAUGAAUCUGACAUUCGGGUAUUUUAAAAUUUAUUAAUUUUUUGUGAAUAUUAUAUUAUACAUUACAUGUAAUAGAAAUUUAU
This is a messenger RNA of Bombyx mandarina (wild silkworm), 4073 nucleotides long. RefSeq names its product chascon (gene chas). The record is from RefSeq and is a predicted model, not a curated record. Lineage: Eukaryota; Metazoa; Arthropoda; Insecta; Lepidoptera; Bombycidae.